Molecule: messenger RNA, 975 nt
Organism: Coprinopsis cinerea okayama7#130
Lineage: Eukaryota; Fungi; Basidiomycota; Agaricomycetes; Agaricales; Psathyrellaceae
Product: pig-C
Exons: 7
Coding region: 1-975 (324 amino acids)
Biological process (GO): GPI anchor biosynthetic process
Cellular component (GO): glycosylphosphatidylinositol-N-acetylglucosaminyltransferase (GPI-GnT) complex; membrane
Source: RefSeq, a predicted model, not a curated record
AUGGCGAAUCCGAUGACCCAUGCCAGGAAAAGAGAGACCCCGCACACAACGCCUGCGAUAAUUGGAGUUUUGGCAGGUUUCCUCGUUUACUGCGCACUGUGUGGGUUGGUGAGGAAGAGGUGGAAGCAGCGACAGAGCGCCGACAGACUACGUUCCCAUAUAAGGCAGGCAGUGAUGGCACAGCCCCUCUCCUCUGCCGUCUGCAACAGUUGUUUGUCACUUCGCCAUUCCCGUCGCGUCGCGGUGAAUGGCGACCCCAAGAUGACUGUAGAACCUUGGAGCAAGGCACUAUGGAAGUCUCAACCUUAUCCCGACGACUACGUUCCACCUGAUGUCUUCCUCGCUUCUCUGCAACGAAACCCCCAUUUCAAGCCAUACACCUACUGGCCUUUGGUGAUUUUGACUUGCACGAUCACCCAGCAUGUUUCUGUCAUCUUCAUUUUCGUCGCUGUCUUUGGACAACUGAAUGCUCAGCUGCUGGAUCCUCGUACUUUGAUCUCAAUAUCCGUUGCAUGCUUCCUUGUGGGAUAUGCUGCGUGGACGUUCCUCGACAGUACUCCCCAGCGUCCUUCAAAGGGCUCCCGGACAGAAAACCACUUGAAAGCUAUAAAGUCAUCCAUAAUGAUUUUUCUUUCCCUGGUUUCCCUUUCUCCUGUUCUCCGGACACUAUCGGCGGCAACCUCGUCAGACUCCAUUUGGGCACUCGCCGCUGUCCUCUUCUUACUCAACACCUUGCUGUCCGACUAUACUUGGACCACUGUUCCAGGAGAGUUACGCGGUCGUGCAUUCGUUCAUCUUAUACCCUAUCCUCAAAACUCGAAUCCAGUCGGCCAGCUGUCGCGGGUCGUAAUGGGACUUUGCUCUGCGGUGCUCUUCUUCAUCACGUUCGUGGCUCCUAUGCUACUUGUCUGGGCGCAGAAGUAUAAAAAUAAUAUUCGAGGGCCGUGGGACGUGGCAACACCUAAAGUCCGUUGA